Homarus americanus (American lobster) is the source of this 1131-nucleotide messenger RNA. Its product is annotated as keratin-associated protein 10-2-like. The transcript has a single exon. Bases 1 to 1131 code for a protein of 376 amino acids. NCBI's taxonomy places the organism in Eukaryota, Metazoa, Arthropoda, Malacostraca, Decapoda, Nephropidae. The record is from RefSeq and is a predicted model, not a curated record.
AUGCUGUGUCUGCUGCCUCUGAUGUGUUUCAACUGCUGUGUUCUGCUGCCUCUAUGUUCAACUGCUGUGUUCUGCUGCCUCUGCUAUGCUCAACUGCUGUGUUCUGCUGCCUCUGUUAUGUUCAACUGCUGUGUUCUGCUGCCUCUGCUAUGUUCAACUGCUGUGUUCCUCUGCCUCUGCUAUGUUCAACUGCUGUGUUCUGCUGCCUCUGCUAUGUUCAACUGCUGUGUUCUGCUGCCCUGUUAUUUCAACUCUGUGCUGCCUCUGCUAUGUUCAACUGCUGUGUUCUGCUGCCUCUGCUAUGUUCAACUGCUGUGUUCUGCUGCCUCUGUUAUGUCUCAACUGCUGUGUUCUGCUGCCUCUGCUAUGUUCAACUGCUGUGUUCUGCUGCUCUGUUAUGUUCAACUGCUGUGUUCUGCUGCCUCUGCUAUGUUCAACUGCUGUGUUCCUCUGCCUCUGCUAUGCUCAACUGCUGUGUUCUGCUGCCUCUGCUAUGUUCAACUGCUGUGUUCUGCUGCCUCUGCUAUGUUCAACUGCUGUGUUCUGCUGCUCUGCUAUGUUCAACUGCUGUGUUCUGCUGCUCUGCUGUGCUCUGCUGCCUCUGCUAUGUUCAACUGCUGCUCUGCUGCCUCUGCUGUGUUCUGCUGCCCUGCUAUGUUCAACUGCUGUGUUCUCUGCUCUGUUAUGUUCAACUGCUGUGUUCUGCUGCCUCUGCUAUGUCUCAACUGCUGUGUUCUCUGCCUCUGCUGCUCCUGCUGCCUCUGCUAUGUUCAACUGCUGUGUUCUCUGCCUCUGCUGUGCUCUGUUGCCUCUGCUAUGUUCAACUGCUGUGCUCUGCUGCCUCUGCUAUGUUCAACUGCUGUGUUCCUCUGCCUCUGUUAUGUUCAACUGCUGUGUUCUGCUGCCUCUGCUGUUGCCUGCCUCUGCUAUGUUCAACUGCUGUGUUCCUCUGCCUCUGCUGUGCUCUGUUGCUCUGCUAUGUUCAACUGCUGUGUUCUGCUGCUCUGCUAUGUUCCAACUGCUGUGUUCCUCUGCCUCUGUUAUGUCCAACUGCUGUGUUCUGCUGCUCUGCUAUGUUCAACUGCUGUGUUCUCUGCCUCUGCUGUGCUCUGCUGCCUCUGCUAUGUCUAA